AUGGGCCUGCGGUGGGAUCCUCGAGAGGACCCGGCUGUGCUCUGGACAUGGCUCGUAGCCGUGAUUACGGCGCUCGAGUUCUUGAUGGAGACGACUCUGCUCAAUCGCCAACUCAAACUGUCGAGGGCCAAGGGCGUGCCCACGGUUCUACGUGACAUUGCGCCCGAGGCUUUUAUUACGAGCGCGGAACGCUUCCGCAUCACGCAUGCGACGCGGUUUAUAUACGCUGCGUUCCGCACAGCCUUUGUUUUCUUUUUUGUGCUCGAUGGCGGCCUCAGUGCGCUGUGGAACCGGGCCGGAGCCUUUUUCGUGGCCUAUUUCAAUCUGAUGCUUCUGUAUCAAAAGGGCAUGGUGGAGAAGCCCAAGCCGUUUGUCAAUUAUAUCUUUGAUAUCAAGACCAUGCUUGCCAUCGGUUGGCUCACACUCCUUGCCUACUCGAGCGAAUCUCUUCAGAACGAUCUGUCUAUUGAAGACAGUACAGGAGCGGGUGACUUUGCUCGCACGCUCGAGGCAAACGAAGAAGAAGACCAACCGGUCACUGACUGGAUCGAUUACGAUUCGGGCGACGCAGCGGCGAUCAGUGGAGCGCAAAAGCGCCACUUUGUUCAAGCAUUGGUCAAAUUAUAUCUUGUUUGCAAUGUCCCGCUGUUCAGCGAUCCAUUGUACAACGCUUACUACCAGAAACGCCCUGCCUUGGCCGACCGCCUCGCCGUGCUCGGACCCGUUGACAUGGAGCUGGGCUUAGACGACAAGGUCGAUACGCCCUACCUUGAUGAGUCGGACAGCGAUAUCGCCGUUCCGUCAAUUAUGCUUUUGCCCUAA
Messenger RNA from Malassezia japonica, 822 nucleotides. RefSeq lists its product as uncharacterized. NCBI's taxonomy places the organism in Eukaryota, Fungi, Basidiomycota, Malasseziomycetes, Malasseziales, Malasseziaceae. The record is from RefSeq and is a predicted model, not a curated record. The coding region runs from base 1 to 822 and encodes 273 amino acids. The transcript has 3 exons.